GCACCAGCGCUCCGGGGCUCCAAACUCGGGCUGCCGGGGCAAGUGUCUUCAUGAACCCAGAGGAUGUCCGGGAAGCACUACAAGGGUCCUGAAGUCAGUUGUUGCAUCAAAUAUUUCAUAUUUGGCUUCAAUGUCAUAUUUUGGUUUUUGGGAAUAGCAUUUCUUGGAAUUGGACUGUGGGCGUGGAAUGAAAAAGGAGUUCUGUCCAACAUCUCUUCCAUCACCGAUCUCGGCGGCUUUGACCCAGUUUGGCUCUUCCUUGUGGUGGGAGGAGUGAUGUUCAUUUUGGGAUUUGCAGGGUGCAUUGGAGCUCUACGGGAAAACACGUUCCUUCUCAAGUUUUUUUCUGUGUUCCUGGGAAUCAUUUUCUUCCUGGAGCUCACUGCCGGCGUUCUAGCAUUUGUUUUCAAAGACUGGAUCAAAGACCAGCUGUAUUUCUUUAUAAACAACAACAUCAGAGCGUACAGGGAUGACAUUGAUUUGCAGAACCUCAUAGACUUCACCCAGGAAUAUUGGCAGUGCUGUGGGGCUUUUGGAGCUGAUGAUUGGAACCUAAAUAUUUACUUCAAUUGCACAGAUUCCAAUGCAAGUCGGGAGAGAUGCGGUGUGCCUUUCUCCUGCUGCACUAAAGAUCCCGCAGAAGACGUCAUCAACACUCAGUGUGGCUAUGAUGCCAGGCAAAAACCAGUAAGUGGAAUCUCGUCUUCUCGCUUAGCACGCAGGGUGUUGGAGGAGCUUUUGAACUUGCGUGGUGACGCUGUGCUCUCCUCUCCCCUUGUGAAGGAGGUCGACCAGCAGAUUGUGAUCUACACGAAAGGCUGCGUGCCCCAGUUUGAGAAAUGGUUGCAGGACAACUUAACCAUCGUGGCCGGUGUAUUCAUAGGCAUUGCAUUGCUGCAGAUUUUUGGGAUAUGUCUGGCUCAGAAUUUGGUUAGCGACAUUGAAGCUGUCAGGGCUAGCUGGUAGAGCAGAGCCCCUGCCACAGCUGCUGUGAGACACUGGACAGAUGCAGCCUUCCGGACCCUCCAGCGUGCCCAGCCGAAUCCACCCUGCAUGGACCCCAGUCACAGAGGCGUCCUGCAGUCCCACCUGAUGGAGCUGCCAAGAACUUGUUUUGGGGGGUAAAACUGAGAAAUGCUGCUUACUGACAGAAUUAAAAAAAAAAUAACCAGUAUGAAAGUCAUUGCACCAUGAAUCUCUACUGUAGCCAUGAAUUUAUGGAUGGUUGGAUACUUACCAAAAAAAGAAAAAGGAGGGAGGGGGGCCCAGAUGUACUUGAAUGUGGGGAACAGUCUCGCUCUCCACCUGUGUAGUAGCUGCAAGAGGCAGCUUUGCUCUUCCUCACACCAGGAAGGGACCGCCGCCUGUUCAAGGCCUGAAGAAGUGCAUCUUUCCUAAAACUCAGCCCUUUACCUGUGAGGGCUGGGGGGUUGCACCCCUCCACUGCACAUUUCAAGGAACUGUGACAACUCUCAUCCCAAGAAGAAAACAGCUUGUCUUUGGGUCAGCUUUUGUGAUUGCAUUCAGCAAGCAACAUGCGUGGGAGCAUUUGGUCUCCUGAUAAGUGUAUUUCGUGUGCACUGAGCCACAACAUGGGGACACUCUGCGAUGCUGAAUUUUAGCAGGACAGCUCUUUUUUCCUAAGUAGGCCUGAGCUUUAUUUAUCAAUGAAAUCUAAGGAGGAAAUGAGGUUAAUAAUGAGGUAUUAGUUAAAUAUUCCCUCACCCCAACCCACCAAAUUAGGUGUUGGAUUCUUUGGAAACUCUGGGACUUUGGCUUUUUUUUUUUUUUUUGCUUUUUUUUCUGUUUCCGGUCUCCCAAAAGCUACAGUUUCUCUUAAAUUUUAAAGUGUUUUUUUACGAGCUUGAAUAUUAAUUUUUUGUGUGUAAUCUCCCCGCAUGACCUGAAGCCACGAGCUUCUCUUUCUGCCAUAUUUCCUACAACAUUUAUAGAUGUGGUUUGAUUCAGCACUUAUUUGAUAGGGUCAUGGCCUUGAGAGGUGUGGCGAGUCCUCCCUGGCUGGGAAGGGACCAGCUGGGCUGUGGCAGAUGCUUCCACGGACUCAACAAUCCUUCAAUCAUAUUGGUCGUCAGUGACCUCUUCCGCAUCCGGCCUCUUUUUGUGUUUGAGUGGAAUUAAACCCCGUCCCAAAACAAUGUUGACACAAUCAGAAGGCUUCUAGUGGGGUUUUUCUUCUUCUUCUGGUUUUAGUUUUCUUUUAUGAAAAAAAGUAGAGAGUGUGUGGGUGGAGCUCCUUGUGUUCUCUUAGUGCAGACUAACCGUCAGGAUGGUGACAAAGCACAAAUACUUUGGAGCGGAGAACGCUGACAGGCAAGGGUUCUGUGUCACAGGUGGAAAACCACCUCCAGGGGCUGCCACCCACCCCUGCCCUGACUCUAAGUGGGAGGGACGAGUUUUUCCCCCAGAUUGUAAUCCAACUGUUGUCUACCAGGAUGCAUGCCGUUCUCCUGGGGGAGCUGGUAUUAGUCUGCGGAACGCUGGGAAAACCACAGGCAUGUUUCAUGGUGGUGACACAUUUGCCAACACAUGUGGGCAGCCAGCUAGCAUACUUUGUGGAAAUUUGGCAAGGUUUCCUAUCUCAGCCCCACGGUGCAUCGCUGAGGCUGAUGACUGUGUCCUUCGGCUCAGAGAAAGGACAGCAGUUCUUUGAAAAUCUGGUCUCCAGAGUUUGGGUGUGUAUGACUCUGCAUGGGUGUGUCUUUGUGUCUUUGUAGUUAGAGAUGUUCAUUCCGUACUCCAGCUGUAAGAUUGUUUUAUCUCAUCUCUGCCCCACCACAGCUGUCCUUCUGUCAUGUCGUCCAACACGGAGAAGACUUGAGCUCUCUGGUUGGCACUCUUGUCUUUUAUGUUUAUGACCUCAUUCUCCAGUGAACUCCAUCUGACCAGUUGAUUCAGAACCAGGCAAGAUUCCCACCCUUCGGCACAUCCAGUGAAAGGCCAAAUGGAAGUCCAAGUGAGUUUUCAAUUUUAAUGAGUCACCCUUUAUUUUUUACACUCGAGAGUGGUUGUAAUAAAGGCCGUCAUUAAUAAACUUGGUUCUGCCUUCCAUGGAGUUAUGUCUUUCUUCUUUUUUUCUCUCUUGAAAUGGCAAAAUGCUCGAAUCCAGUGGUUCCCAAACUUCAGCAGCAUGCGUCAGAAUCACGGGAUGGCUUGUUGAAAUACAGAUAACUGUGUUGGCCCCAUCCCCAGAAUUUCUGAUGUAGUAGUUCUGGGGUGGGGGGAGGUUGAGAAUGUGCUGUUCUGACCAGUUCCCAGGUGGCACUGUUGCCCUGUUUUUGGAAGCACAAUCUCUACGGGAGAAAGGGAGGGAACAUUUUGUGAUUAGGAGGAAAAGGUUUCCUUGUGCUACUGGAUGCCGACCAAUGAGACGGAAGAGCUGGGUAUGUAGGAAAUCUGUUCCUUGUUGUCUGCUGGUCACAGUCUCCCAGAGACCAUGUAGAAUACAGAUCAUCAGGCCUUGCCCCUAGCAAUUCUGUACUGGGGAGGCCAGAGCAUAUAUAUAAAAUUCUUUUUUCUUUUUUAUAGAGCCUUUAUUUUUAAGAAGAUCCCAUUGAAAAUUUAAUGCACAAUGAGAAUUAGGACUCAUGGGCCUAGGUAAAUCUUGAUAAUAUUCACAACCUUUUUUCUAGGAAAAUAAUUUCUAGUAGUUUCUUAGAGCAGAAGUCUUAACCCAUUUGAGAAAUACCAACUUAGAUGAACUUUUAUUUUGAAUUAUCACUGCAGAAGAAGACUUCUGUCUUUAGAACUGUUAAAGAUUUUCUUCAGAGAUUAAAUGAAAAAAUUUUAAGGUUCAUAUGGUAUUUUCAGACCCUGACACUGUGCCAAGACUUGUUUGAGAAACAUUUUGUCUCAUUCCCCUGGAUAGUUGAGACCAAAAAUGUUAUUCUGACUUUAGGGAAAUUUAUCAGUGGUAAUGGGAGAUCAGCAAUCCAUAUUUCUGGAGUUUUCUUAGCCAUGCUGGGGAGAUCAUCUUAUGUACAUGAGGUAAUUUGUGCUCCUUGAUCUCGGCAAAGUCUAGGCCAGGGAAGGAGAAAUAUUGCGGCUCAGAAGUAAAAGGAUGCUGCCUGCAGAAUUCAGAACUUGCAGGAAGUUUCUUCUGUGUUUAAAAGGUAGACUUGGAGGAGGAUUGUUCAACUUCUCUAUAUCUCUACUGUUUGACCGGUUACCACAAACAUCAUUGCUUCUAGGAUUUAAAAAUACUUUAUGGUAUUUUAAAAAAUGGACACAGGAAUUAAUAUAGAAUUUUGCGUUAUGAAACACUUGGGGGAAAAAUUAUCUUUGUUUUCUUCUUUCUACCAAGGAAUUAACCUCUACUUUUCUUUCAGCUUUCUUCCUGCCGCAGGUCCCAGUCAUUCUUCUGUCAAAGGGAUUCUGAAAAGUGUCUCUUGGCUUUUCCUUCUUAUGCAGAAUGUUUUCUCAUUCAUGCCCCGCGCUGGUGUGGGCAGAAAUGGAGCAGUUCUGAGUUUCCUGGAGCUCCUCUCAGGCCCUGUUUCCGGCUGCCUUGGACCGCAGCCCUGGGAAGCCGGUGGCUGAACAAUGAGGAGCUGGCGCCGGGGACCUGGCUGGCCCUCCCAGCUCUCUCGGCCAUUUAUUCCACGAAGCCCCGCUUCUCUAGGGAAACCCUGUUUAGACCUGCGAGGAAGAGCUGGGAACCUCUCCAUGAGCACUGGCCAACGGGGUUUCAUGGCCAGCACUCUACAGUGAGGCCGUGGGCUGUUUCUAGGUGCUGCCCUCUCAGGAGGGAGAAGCCUAGUCCUGGAAUUAGAAGGAGGAUGUAGUGUUUGCCUGGAAGUAGGAACUCACUAGGCUUUAUCGUGGUGACAGAGAAAGUGGACAGAAAUCUAUCCAGGACAACAGACAAGGCGCGUGUAUCCGGGUGGGGGUAGGGGGCAGAGGAGAGAAGCUGAACUCUAGAGAGAGGGCCAAAGCCAUCUUCGGGCUUACCUGAGCCUUUCUUUUUGGAAGAGUUUGUGAGAAAGGUAGAGUUUGUAAAGUUACAGAUUUUAGGACUUCUUGAAGGAUUUAGAUAGCAGCUUUCCUUUGGAGUGUUCAUGCUGAGCAGUUCUCUCGUAAGCUGGGCGCCAGUGAGAGGGAGCUGAGUUUUCUUAGCCUGGUAUCCACUAACCCACCCACACUCCUCAGGACCUGCGUGGGCCGGGGCAGUUUCUCUCUCCCCUACUAGGAACUCCCAGCCAGGAAAACCUGCAGGAAGAGAGGUGAGUUCAUGGGCUUUACGCUCUAUUAACAUACUCUGAAAACGGCAGCGUGCAAACAAGAUAGUGCUUCCCAAGAUAGCGCUUCCCAUGUUGUUGCCCUUUAUUGAAUGUGUAGUUGCAUUAUAUGUGGGAGAAAGACAACCUUUCAUAUCUGGAGUUUAUCACGUAUUGGAUUUUGCUUUUGCAGAGCAACUGAACAGAACAUUUUAAUGGCCUGCCCUCUAGUGGCGAUCAUGUAAAACAACGGACAAGCUGGACGAGUUGCUGCAGGGCUCACCCCAAUCUCUGCUGAGAGGUGUUCCCACUUUGCAGAAACUUGAAGGCUAUCCAGCUGUAUGUUGUGUGCUUAGGGCGGGUAGGCAUUUUAUUCCUUUUGCACACUCUGGAAAAUGCCAGAGCUUGUUUUAGAGAGUUAGGGAGCAGGGUGUUUAACUCCCUUCGCCAUCAACAUCCUGGUCUUGCUGCCAGGGCUUUAAAGGGCACUGCCCUCCUGCCUAGACCCCCACACAGUUUACGGGAGAGAUGGGGAUGAUCUAAAACUGCCAAUCUGCCAGGCAGGACACUCUUCUGAAACAGUGAAUAGAACAUUCCGUCUGUUUCCUCUAAGAGCAUCCAUGCGGGUCACCUGGAUGGAGUUUGCUUCGACCUGAGAAUUUGCAACUUUGGUUGAGACGGUGGUGAAGACUAGUUUGGUGUUGGGUGGUCUGGAUCACUGAACUCUAACUUGUGUUUUAGGAAUCUGUUAUGGGUUGAAUCGCAUCUUCCAGAAAUCCAUGUGUUGCAUUCCUAACCCUAAUACCUCAGAAUGUGGCCAUAUUUGGAAAUAGGGUUGUUGCAAAUGUAAUUAGAUGAAGUGAUAUCCAGUAUAACCAGCGUUCCUGUAAAAAAGGGAAAUUUGGACACUGACGCGAACACAGGGAGAAUGAACACCAUGUGACAAGGAAAGCAGAGAUCAAGUGAUACAUCUACAAGCCAUGGAGCACCAACGAUCGCCAGCAAGCUACAGAAUCUGGGAGGCAUGGCACCUGCUCUCAGAGCCUCCAGAAGGAACCAGCCCUGCUGACACCUGGACUUUGGACUUCACCCUCCAGAACUGUGAGAUGAUACAUUUCUGUGGUUGGUAUAAGCCUCCCUCCUGCUCUGUGGUACUUUGCUGUGGAGUCCGAGGAAGCUGAGACAGUUUGAUCCCCUGUUGCCGGUUUUCAGGCUGGAAAUGGUAGGACUGCUUGGAGCCCCGUGUGCCACUUCUUGCUGGAAGGAAAGGAGUGUGUAUGCGCCACUUAUUCAAGUGGGUGCACCUGAACAUGGUGUGGGGGGCACUCUGUGUGUCUGCUCUAAGCCCUUAAAAACAGUCUGGACACCUUUUGUGGGACAUUUUUAAAAUAAGGACUGCUUUGUUACAUUAUAAUUAAAAAUGAUGGUGCUGCAGUCUGUGUUUAUUGGAACUCCGUGACGUGAAGUGCAACUUGUUAGAGUGAUUAAAGUCUCAUCAAUAAAAGAGCUAUAUUUCCAUGA
Messenger RNA from Miniopterus natalensis, 6752 nucleotides. It is a transcript of the gene TSPAN5, whose product is annotated as tetraspanin 5. Gene Ontology annotation, cellular component: plasma membrane. NCBI's taxonomy places the organism in Eukaryota, Metazoa, Chordata, Mammalia, Chiroptera, Miniopteridae. The record is from RefSeq and is a predicted model, not a curated record.